This is a messenger RNA of Dentiscutata heterogama, 672 nucleotides long. The record is from the annotation of a GenBank genome assembly. Lineage: Eukaryota; Fungi; Glomeromycota; Glomeromycetes; Diversisporales; Gigasporaceae.
UUAUUUGAACCUUCAAAUUUUAACAUUGAAACAAUCGGAACAACUGAAACCAUCAAAACGGCAGAAAUCAUCGAAGCAACGCCUGUUCAUAAGAACUAUUCGGUUUUUUCCAUUGGAUCAUCAUCUAAUAUUCUUUACAAGAAACAUGUACUAGAGAUUUCAUCUUGGAUUGAUCGUCAACCUCAACCUUAUACUUUUGGAGACAAUCCUUACGAACUCAAUUUACUUCUUAGAGGAAGUGUUGUUGGAUUUAGUUCUAAACAUUUUCAUACAUUUUGCGAUAAUAUACCUGGUACAGUGAUUGUCAUGAAAAUUCUUGGGACAGGUGAAAUAAUUGGUGGAUACAAUCCAUUAGUUUGGCCAUCUGAUGAUUCGUUUAAAUGGUUAAGUACAGAAGAUAGUUUCAUUUUUACUUUAAGAAACCAAAAAUUAUCAACUUCCAUUAUUAGUAGAGUUAAUAAUGUUAAUAUGGCAAUUGGGUGUUCUAGUUCACAUGGUCCAUAUUUUGGUAAUAAUUUUUAUAAGAUUACCGCCAAAAAAUCAAAGAAAUGGUUUUAUAAUGAUAAUGGUAAUUAUUCUAUUCCAAUCAGAGCAAAUCAUGAAAGUUUUACAGUAGUUGAUUAUGAAGUAUUUCAAGUUCUUAACAAGUACAAUGAAACCUCCAUAAAUUAA